AUGGUGAGAAGGAUUAGACUCUUCAAGACUCGACCAAGAGAGUCUUACCAGCCGAUCCGUCUCUUCGACGACGCCGUGAACAAGAAAAAACACUUCCCGAACAAUGUGAUGAGAACAACAAAGUACACUCUACUGUCGUUCCCACUCAAAUUUUUGUAUCAACAAUUCACUAUGGUCACUAACCUUUAUUUCCUUGCUAUCAUGAUUAUCUGUUGUAUUCCUUCCAUCUCAACAGUCACGCCAAUAACAUCUAUUGUGCCUUUAAUAUUUGUGUUGCUUGUCGCUGCCGUGAAAGAAAUCUACGAAGACUCGAGGAGAAGACUUGCGGAUCGGAAAUUUAAUCAAUCAAAAUUUGUUAAACAUACCCCCGAUGGAGAUGUCGAUGUGACAUCAAGUGACAUCAAAACAGGCAUGUUCAUCAAGUUGAGGCACAACGAAAUUGUACCAGCGGACUGCAUCCCAUUGUUUUCGUCAAAUGAAGAGGGCAUUGUGUAUGUUGAAACAGCAGCGAUUGAUGGUGAAACAAACUUAAAGCAGAUCCUAGUACCUGGCUAUUUUAUUGGAACUCCAAUCGAAAAGACCUUUUCUAAUUCGGGUGACUUGAUUUGCGAGUACCCACAACCACGCUUUGACCAAUUCAAGGCAUCGCUCUCAAUUGGAGAGAACAAAAUUUCAAUCAACGAAAAGAAUUUGUUGAUUCAAGGAACAAAAAUCAAAAACACGGAAAUUGUGUACGCUGUUGUGUGCUAUUGCGGAGAACACACAAAGUUGUCGUUGAACCAAACGCCGCCACAGGUCAAGAAAUCAAGAAUCGACAAAAAAUUCAACAUUUUUGUAUUUGUGAUGAUUGUCGUUCAGACUGUGAUUUGUUUGGUACUAGCACUUGUUGCGGGGUUUCGGCACUCAACGUUAAACGAUGCACAGAACGGGUUUUGGUACCUUCCCAAAGACUCGGAGUCUCCUUUUUAUUAUGGCUUUAAAAAGUUCUUUGGGUACUUUACACUCAUUUCGUACAUCAUUCCAAUUUCAUGCCAAGUCUCCCUCGAACUUUGUAAAUUCUUGCAGGGACUUUUUAUCGAGCACGACGAUGAUAUGAAAAUAAGAACAAUUAGUCCGGAGGGAGAAGAACAGGUCCUUGGAAUGAACGCAAAGUCAACAAACUUGAACGAUGAACUUGGGAUGGUCAGGUAUGUGUUGUCUGAUAAAACUGGAACGUUGACCGAAAACAUAAUGAAAUUCAAAGCGUGCAGCGUUGGAAAGGGGUCAUAUGGAUACAAAGAUUUGAUUGAACUGCUUCGGAUUGUUCGGCAAGUGGAGACUGAAAGUGUUGGUUCGGAAUGUUCUGAAGAAAACGCUGAAGAAUCCGACAAUGGAACAUUGGUGGUUGAGACGUUGAAAGUUUCUUCCCUCCCCAAAACAGAUUUCACAUCAGAACAAUGUGAAAAAGUAGUUUCAUUUAUCACGUGCAUGGCCAUAUGCAACACCGUCUCUGUAAACAAUGGUACAUAUUCGGCGCAAAGCCCAGACGAAGAGGCGUUGUGUAAAGCUGCAAAGGACUUUGGCAUUGAAUUGGUUUCUCGAAACCAAAAGACGGUCACUUUGAAUGUGUUUGGCACAUUACAUAUAUAUUCAAUUCUCGCUGUUUUCGAAUUCAACUCGGAUAGAAAAAGAAUGAGUACACUGGUUCGUAAAGAUGAUGGAACAAUUGAAUUGUGGACAAAAGGAGCGGACAAUGUGAUGGAUCAACUUUGUGAAGGAGACAAGUCAAGCCUUUCCCAAAUUGUGAAGUUCAGCGAGUGUGGGUUAAGAACUUUGGUGUUGGCCAAACGAGUUGUUUCAGACUCCGAGUUUGCUCCGUGGUACGAAAGGUACGAUGAUGCCACAAACAUUUUGGAAGGAAGAGACGACGCCAUCAAUCAACUCCAAAACGAGAUGGAAUGCAAACUCGAAAUUGUCGGGGUGAGCGCAAUCGAAGACAAACUUCAGGACGGUGUUUGUGAGACCAUCGACAUGUUAAUUCGUGCUGGAAUUAAAAUAUUCAUGAUUACUGGUGACAAGAUGGAGACUGCAAUCAACAUUGGCAAGUCUUGCAAAUUGAUCACCGGUAAAUACUUUACAAUCGCCGAACAAACGGCGGAAGAGUGUUCCAAAAAGUUGGACGAAAUACUUGGGGCAAUCGAUGCAGAUUCGGGUGAAAACUGCACACUUGUGAUUACAGAGAAAAACAACGAUUGGUGUCUUACGACGUAUCGCAACAAAUUCAAAAAGUUGGUUAAAUUAGUCGACUCGGUUGUUUGUUGCCGUGUCACGCCAAAAGAAAAGGCGGAAAUCACAAAAUGUGUAAAGAAAAUGACAGGAGAAGUCGUGUUAACAAUAGGCGAUGGUGCUAAUGAUGUUCCGAUGAUAAACACUGGAAGUGUUGGGGUGGGGAUUUAUGGCAAAGAGGGAACACAAGCCGCACGUGCGUCAGAUUUUGCAAUUCGGAAAUUUAGACAUUUAGGCAAACUCAUCUUGUUCCACGGAAGGUGUUCGCUUCUCAGAAAUUCCGAACUCAUCAAGUUGUGCUUUUUCAAGAAUGCGGCGUUCUUCCUGAUCAUGCUCUCAUAUUCGUUUUUGUCCAAUUGCACCGCGCAAGUGGUGUAUGAUGAUUACGUCAUGACUUUUUUCAACAUUUUAUUCACACAAAUUCAGCCGAUUUUGAUCGGAGUUUUCGACAGAGACCUGACGUGGCAAACAAUUAGGGUGUUUCCUGAAAUUAACCGAGACCUUAUUGAUGGGCAUAGAGGGAGUGUCUGGAACUUUGUUUUGUGGUGGUUCUAUGGUGCGUAUCAAUCGCUUAUUUUCUUCUUGGUGUUUUACUGGAUUAUUCUUCCAACGGAUGUUAAUGGGCCAAAUGGCAUUAACGGAGGCAUGAUAUACACAUCUCUAAGUAUCACAAUUUACUCCUUACUCACUGUAAUUGUCACUAUUAUCAUCGAAACAAAAACAUGGAACGGCAUUUUAUUCGCUGGCCACGUCGUUUCUUUGAUUUGUAUAAUUGUAAUAUACACCCUGACGUGCUACAUUCCUGGAUACUCCACAUACAACAUCUCAUGGCACGGGUAUUACCUUGUCUUCCGGUCGUUCGACUUUUACUUGGUGUGUCUUCUUGUUGUGAUGUUAUCUGUCACCCCGCUCAUUCUCAGGAAAUUCAUUCAACGUCGGUUCUUCCCAUCUUUGUACCACCUUGCGCAAGAAAUGGAAAACGUAAAAGGGUUGAAUAACUACGGGCAGUGCCGCAAUAUACCCGUGGAAGGGAGUUCUGAAGUUAAGGAGUUGCUAGAAAGUUGCACUCCUGCGAUUCCCAAGAACUUGUCUCUUCUCAUCACUAAAAGUCGUUUCCCCUCCGAGGUGGAAAUGUCGAUUGAGCCCGAUGAAAACCAAACGUCGCAGGUCUAG
Molecule: messenger RNA, 3438 nt
Organism: Entamoeba invadens IP1
Lineage: Eukaryota; Evosea; Mastigamoebida; Endamoebidae
Exons: 4
Coding region: 1-3438 (1145 amino acids)
Biological process (GO): phospholipid translocation
Cellular component (GO): plasma membrane
Molecular function (GO): ATPase-coupled intramembrane lipid carrier activity; magnesium ion binding; ATP hydrolysis activity
Source: RefSeq, a predicted model, not a curated record